This is a messenger RNA of Chara braunii, 2329 nucleotides long. The record is from the annotation of a GenBank genome assembly. Lineage: Eukaryota; Viridiplantae; Streptophyta; Charophyceae; Charales; Characeae.
CCACUGCUACUUCAUCGACGUCAUCGACUUCAGCUACUUUGGACGUGACUACUUCACAUCACCACCCUACCCUGCAUACUCCCUUGCCCCUGUCGCAUGAUGGUUCUCACUUACCUAGGUCUCUUUGAGUUUGGCUCUCCCUUGGUAUCGCAUAGGCAUUGGGACCGUAGCGUUAUCUGGGAUUCCUUGCUCCCAGAUCUAGCUCCCUCUCCCAGUCGAUCUUGGAGUACGUGCGUGUUGAGUCUGCGUCGGAGCUGCGCUGUCCCUUCCAGCUCCAUCUCUAUCUCCUCCCUCGUCUACCCUUCGUCUCCAUCCUGUCGGACCGCCAUCCCGGCGGGUCCGGCACACCGGUGCAUUGACAACGUCCCAGUGUACUUUGCCCCUCACGCAAGUGAGGCGGUGUCCUUUGACAUUUUGGACACCAAAUUUGACAUGAUCUUGGGCUUGUCAUGGCUGCGAAGCAAGGAUCACCCGGUGAACUUCUUCCACCCCACCGUUCACAUUCGUGAUCGGAACGGAGUACUAGUUCCAUGCAUGGUGCCUCUUCCUCAUCCUUCGAUCAACUGCCACGUGGUAUCCGCUGCAAGCAUGCGAGCUUCCAUCAUCAAAGACGACAUCGAGGAGAUGGGGGUGUGUUUUCUCCACGCCCUCCCGCCCCAUGACGCUUCAUCGACGGACUCACCUUCGGAUCCACGCAUCACCAAGCUUCUCGACGCCUACAGCGACGUGUUCGAAGGCCCACACGGAGUAGUACCGGAUCGACCCAUCCGCCACAAGAUCAUCCUCGAGGACGGGGCCGUACCUCCGCGCGGUUGCAUCUACCGAAUGAGCGAGAAAGAGUUAAGUGUACUUCGGGCGCAACUCGACGACCUUCUGGAGAAAGGUUGGAUUCGGCCUAGCUCAUUGCCAUACGGUGCUCUUGUUCUCUUAGUCCGGAAGAAGAACAAGCACCUGCGGUUGUGCAUCUAUUAUCGCAAGCUCAACGAGCAGUCGAUCAGGAACGCCGGCCCUCUCCCACGCAUGGAUGACCUUCUCGAGCGAUUGGGCGGCGCCCAGUUCUUCUCUAAGCUGGAUCUCAAGUCAGGGUACCACCAACUCAAGAUUUGCAAGGAGGACCGUUACAAGACCGCGUUUAAGACGCAAUAUGGGCAUUUCAAAUGGYUGGUUAUGCCAUUUGGCCUUACGAAUGCCCCGGCCACUUUCCAAGCGGCUAUGACAAUGGAGUUCCGACAUAUGCUGGAUCGUUUCGUACUUAUCUACCUCGACGACAUUCUGGUCUACAGCCGGAGUUUGGAGGAGCAUGUGGAACACCUGCGCACCGUUUUGGAGCAGCUACGACAAGCCAAGUACAAGGCCAACCGCGACAAGUGCGAAUUCGCACGACAGGAGCUGGAGUACUUGGGACAUUAUGUGAUGCCGCAAGGCAUUCGUCCGCUUGCGGACAAGAUCGAGGCCCUACGAGUAUGGCUCGAGCCCACCAACACCACGGACGUUCGUUCAUUCAUGGGAUUGGCGGGCUACUAUCAACGAUUCAUCACCGGAUACUCAAGAAUUGCUGCACCUAUGACGAGGUUACAGUCGCCAAAGGUGCCGUUCGUAUUUGAUGACGACGCACACCGUUCAUUCCAAGCACUUAAGACGGCCAUGCUCAUGGCACCCGUCCUUAGCAUCUAUGACCCCACCCUGCCGACGCGAGUGACUACGGACGCUUCCGGCUAUGGCAUUGGGGYAGUCUUGGAACAGCACGAYGGCGACGACUGCCACAAAGUGCCUCCCAUCAACUYGCUUGAUGAUGCAAGGAAGAAGRAGCUGCUCGCAUUCRUCAUGGCUCUCAAGCGAUGGCGGCACUUCCUCCUUGGGCAUCGUAGGUUCACAUGGGUUACGAACAACAAUCCAUUGACCUACUACAAGACGCAGGAUACGAUGAGCAGCACGAUCGGACGAUGGAUGUACUUCAUCGACCAGUUUGACUUCACACCGAAACAUCUACCCGGCCUCUCAAAUCCAGAGCAAAUGCACUCUCGCGAAGACCAGAUCUUUGCGCUAUGACAAAUCAUGCCUUCGCAUUCGACGAGGAGCUUCAGCGACACUUCAUCCGGGCAUAUGAGUCUGAUCCGGACUUCGCCACGCUGUACGCACAACUAUUUUCGGAUCACCCGCCGGCCAGCCACUAUCGUAUCGUCGACGGAUACUUGCUCCUCCACUCGAGAGGCAAGGACUUACUAUGUGUCCCAUGCGACCGUCGUCUUCGGACUCGCCUCCUCGACGAGUAUCAUGAUUCGCGACUCGCCGGCCAUUUCGGAGUCAACCUCACUAUUGCACGGCUUCG